AUGGUCGGGCGUGAACUUUUUUUUAAAUCGUUCAAAAAAACAACGGCCCCAAGUCCCCAGCAGGCCUUUAGUGGUCAAGGGGUGCCAAGAAUCCCUGGGAAGUAUGCAAUAGCGGAUGAAUGUUGCAAAAAAAUUCAGAAUGGCCCCUCUAUGGUACUUAGACUUGGAACGCUCAAUGUUGGAUCACUGACUGGCCGCAGCAUAGAAAUUGCAAAAAUGCUCGAGCGUAGAAGGAUUGACAUCUGCAGCCUUCAGGAGACCCGAAGGAAAUCGAAUGGCGUUUAUCAUGUCAACUCGGACAAAGCAAAAUAUAAACUAUUCCGGAAUGGUCAAAAGAUGGCCAAAAAUGGUGUUGAAAUUUUUGUCAGAGAACCGCUAGCCGAAAAAGUACUGGAUAUUAAAAGAAUUAAUUCACGCGAUCUCAAUGGCCACGUUGGAAAGAAAACAAAUGGUUUAGACAACGUACAUGGCGGUUUUGGCUAUGGAGAACGGAAUGAAGAUGGCAACCGCAUCCUUGAGUUUGCUGAAAGUCACGGGUUUUGUUUACUGAACACAUAUUUUAGAAAAAGGUUGGAACAUCUCAUAACAUACAAAAGUGGACCAUCAGCCACGCAAAUUGAUUUCUUCGCUGUCAAGCAACAACACCGAAGGCUAUUCAAAAAUGUCAAAUGGCGGAUUAACGCACAGGCACAACAGGCACCGGCCUGGGGCGGAAAAUUAUUGGGGGCGGCAAAUUUUGAAAACUAG
Messenger RNA from Helobdella robusta, 747 nucleotides. RefSeq lists its product as hypothetical. Gene Ontology annotation, cellular component: nucleus. The record is from RefSeq and is a predicted model, not a curated record. The transcript is spliced from 4 exons. Gene Ontology annotation, biological process: chromatin remodeling. The coding region runs from base 1 to 747 and encodes 248 amino acids. NCBI's taxonomy places the organism in Eukaryota, Metazoa, Annelida, Clitellata, Rhynchobdellida, Glossiphoniidae.